UGUAUAUUUGAAUCAUGUAUGUGAGAUGUAUAUACGUUUAACAUACAAGAUAUUUUUUUCACAUUAUGGAAAAAAAAUGCAUAUACAUAGAAUAUCCGAUGUUAUAUGGGUAUCUUUAUGUAUGCGUAUAAUAUGUCAUAACCUUUAUAUACUUAUAUGUACAUGUAAUCUGAUAAUCUUUAAUAUAUUAAUAUAUUAAUACAUUACAAAGUAAUUCAAAUACACACACACACACACACACAUAUAUAUAUAGUUAUUGCAAUAAUAAAAACUAUUUUUUUAAUAAUCCUGUAUGUACAUCUAUCUACUUAAAAUUAAAAUUAAAUUUACUUUUGUAAUUUUCAUAAUUGGCUUGUAUCAUUGAUAAUCUCUUCGUGUUUUCAUUUGUAUAUACGAAGAUUGGUUAAUUAUCUUACUACAUGUAUUUAAUUCCUGCAACCGUUUAUGAAGAGCAGUUUGCAUGUACUGGCAAUAGUUUCGUCUUGGAUGUUGUUGUCUACGUGCUGUAUUACAGCUUCUAAACAAUAAAUAAAUUGAUUGAUCAGUUGGAUGAGCUGUCAGAUUAGAUAUGGGUAGCGUUUAAGAUAAUACGCAUCAAAUUGCAUUGCGGUAAGUUUUUGAGAAUAUUAUCUUUUGUAAGUCAAUAGUUAAAAUCUAUGUAGUACAAGAUGCAAUUUAAUUUAAUUUUAAAAACCAAAUGCGAUGCUAUUUUGACGUAGUAAAAUUAUAAAUUCUGUUAUGUAGAUAUUUAUGAUCUAACCGUCACAAUGAAUUAUCUCUUCCUUUCCUCGAUAAGCUGCUUCUUCAUUUCAUCCACGGUUGCAUGAUUGCAUUUUUCAAUAUCUAUACAAAUAUCAGUCAGGAAAACUACCAGUUUUUAUGAAAUAUUAUCAUUUUAAUUACACUUAAAAUGUAAUUUGUUCUGACAUAUUAGAUUUGCACACUCGCCGAUCAAGAAUUUGAUUUGACCUAGAUAAUUGUACGUUCAAUUCUAUUGAAGUGCAAAUGUGUGAUUUUUUUAUAAACUAAAUAAGACAAAUAUUCAUCAAAUCUAAAAGUGAGAUUGUUAAUGGAAAGCUUAGACAUCAAAGAAAAAAUUCUAAUUGGUAUAUAAUAUGAUGUAUUAUAACCUGUAAUGUAUAACGUAUAAUACAGAUGUACAGUUGUAUUAAAAAAUUUGGAAAAAUGAUGAUUUCUUCAGGAAAAAAAGUUAAAAUUGUUAUUAAUUUAUAUAUAAAAAGUGUUAGUAUAUGUAUACAAAAAAUUAGUAGGCACAGAUACAAGAUAAUGUAUUAAAUAAAUUAUUGCAAUAUUAAAAGCUUAUUAUUUAAAUAAUGUAAUAAUGCAGCACUUAUUUACUUACGAAUAAUCAUAAAUUUAUUAAUUUUCUUAAUGGAUUCGUAUCACUGACCAUUGUCUUUUAUUUUUUACAUUUUUACGUAUCAAGCUUAAUUAACUCUUAUUAAAUACAAUUAAUUUAUUAAAACCGCUUGUAUAAAUACUGCAUGCAACCAAAUGUCGCAAAAGUAACACGUUGUCCUCCAUUCUACGUGAAACAGAAAGAGUUUACUACUCAUGUACUUGUCACUGUAUUGCUUCCCUAUUUAAUUUUUUAUAUUCUUAAGAAAGCUUCUCAUUAUGUUUCGCUAAAAUGUUUGUACUGCGAAAAACGUCAAUAUAAUUAACAGUUAGGUUCGUUUGUGAAACUAUUUAGAACGUCGAUUAACAAGAAGUAAAAAUGGAGAAAAAAAUCCAUGAGCAAACAAAAAAUAACUUGCCUUCGAUAGAGUACAUCUUCCGUCCAAUAACAUAUAUUUCCUGGCUCCUAGGUGUCGGCAUUGCACAUCCGCGCAAAUGCCUCAAAUGUGUUACGAUAAUCCUACGUAUAAUUCAUUUUGCCUUGUGUUCUAUUAGCGUGAUAUACAAUUUCAAAAAUUUUCUCAAUUCCAACAACGACUUCGAUCUUGAAAGCGACAUAUACAAGUGUUUACGCUUUAUGAACUUGGUGAUAAGUCAUGUAUCCACGUAUUACUACAUUUUUCAAGUAAUCGGGCAAUACGACAAGUGGCUUGAACUGAUGGACAAAAUGAAGGAACUCGAUCAGAAGAUUAUAAAGGAAAUGCCUAUAAGUAGCAGACCAAUAAAAAUUGUGGAAACGCUAGCGAUUUUAGCGACGGUCACUUGUUGUCCUUUGUGCCUGAUUGCGGACGUCUUGUAUUAUUACUUUACAAAUAAAGAACAAAUCGGGAUAGACUUGACAGUUUAUUACAGGUCAGCCCAAUCCCUAAUCAACAGCUUCGUCUUUGACGUUGUUGUUUUUGUGUUAUAUUAUAGAUUACAAGCGAUAAAUAAAUUGGCCGGCCAAUUGGAUGAAAUAUCCGAUGCGUUAGGGAUAGCGCUUAAGAUCAAACGCAUCCGUAAACUCCAUAAUGGUAUUUGUGAUCUUGUCAUCAUGGUAAAUGAUAUUCAUGGUUUUCAUCUUCUCCUCUGUUCGGUGAACUGUCUUACUAUGGUCGUAACUGAACUAUUUGCAAUUUACACAGUAAUUAUGGAGAAAAAUAACACGUUUAUGUUGAUACAUAUUAUCUUACCGAUUCUGUACAUCACACAAUUUGGUCUGAUGUGCUGGAUUUGCACACUUUUACGUCGAGAAAUCGAUAAGAUUAUUUACACAAUUGUACUGAAUUUCAAACCUGUAAACCUUGAAUUAAAAGAGAGGAGUCAAUCAAAUCUAGAAAUGCAAACAUCAGUGGAAGGUCCGAACAGCGGCCAAAAUUCUAUUUGGAGCACCAGUCACAGUCCGAACAACUUUGCCACGGAAAAUUUGAGCAAAAAUUUGAACCGUGACUGUGUUAGAAGAGAGAUAAAGGAUUUUUUGAUUCAGCUGCAACAUCGUCGAGUAGUAUUUACGGCCUGUGAUUUCUUUGAAAUAAACAAUGUAGUAUUUAGCGGUUUUAUUAGCGCGAUCAUUGUUUAUUUGACAAUCUGUAUUCAAUUUUAUAAACCCACUAAACAUAUACAAAGUACUAUACAAGAGGGCUUCAAGGCUAUCAGAUUUGGGAAGUAACGCGUUUUACUUAUAACACCGUUACCGUUACAGUUAUUUUUUUUUUAAACAGCCUAGAAACGGUAUUACUUUUCUUUUUCUAUAACUGUAACGGUAACGUAGAUUUAUUUAAAAAAGACGGUAAUAAAUUUAACAGUUAUCUUUUUCAUUACUUUUCUGGUUUAAAUUUUAUAUUUAUGUCAUUUGUAUAAUUCAGUUUUAGUUAUCGACCAGUUAUUUGAUGUGGAAUUAUUAUAAGAUUUUUCAAAAUUGAAAAACUGUUUGUUAAAUUUGAUAUAGCUUUACCAAGCAGUGCAUCCGUUAAAAGGUUAUUCAAUAUUGAUAAUUUUGUAUUUCUGUUUUACCUUCUAGAGGUGUUCUACAUGUUACGAUAAUACAUGAUCUAUCCACAAAUAUUUUAAUAAUUUUAUUGUAUUUAUGGGGUCUAAAUUUAAAGAAAACGUUAUAUAAUAAAAUAUCGACUU
Messenger RNA from Monomorium pharaonis (pharaoh ant), 3531 nucleotides. RefSeq lists its product as uncharacterized. Gene Ontology annotation, biological process: sensory perception of taste. Gene Ontology annotation, cellular component: membrane; dendrite; axon. The transcript is spliced from 3 exons. The coding region runs from base 1739 to 3067 and encodes 442 amino acids. NCBI's taxonomy places the organism in Eukaryota, Metazoa, Arthropoda, Insecta, Hymenoptera, Formicidae. The record is from RefSeq and is a predicted model, not a curated record.